AUGUCUGCAGAACCAGAAGAAAAGCCCAAAUUGAACUUGAACAUCGUCCACGAGGGUCAAACAAUACAAGUUAAAGUGAAGGCGACUAUGGUCUUCAAAAAAGUCUUCGAUGCAGCAGAAAAAAAGUUUGGCAAAGAUCCAGGAACUCUCAAAUUCACAUACGAUGGUUCUCGUGUUAAUCCGGAAGAUACGCCAGCAUCACGAGGAAUGGAAGACGGGGAUCAGUUGGACGCGUUUUUGCAGCAGCUGGGAGGAGCUUCAACAUACUCGAAUCACUCAGCUCCUAUACGGAUGUCUAUACGCCCCUGA
Marasmius oreades (fairy-ring Marasmius) is the source of this 309-nucleotide messenger RNA. RefSeq lists its product as uncharacterized. Gene Ontology annotation, biological process: protein sumoylation. The transcript is spliced from 5 exons. The record is from RefSeq and is a predicted model, not a curated record. Lineage: Eukaryota; Fungi; Basidiomycota; Agaricomycetes; Agaricales; Marasmiaceae. Bases 1 to 309 code for a protein of 102 amino acids. Gene Ontology annotation, molecular function: protein tag activity; ubiquitin-like protein ligase binding. Gene Ontology annotation, cellular component: nucleus.